AUGUCGCUAUCACCCGCCCACCGCCACUACAUUCGCGCCCUAUCCCGCUGGCCCAAAGAUGCUUUACGCCCCGAAGCCCAAUUCCAAGAUGCAUUGCGACGACGUCUCGCCCGUGUAACCGCUGCUAGUGCCGGCACCGACACAUUCAACGAGAAGCGAGAAUUGGGGCAGGUGAAUGCUUUGUAUAGUUUGGUUGAGAAUCGGUAUAGGAUUAAGUACCCCUUAACAUCCAAAAUCAUGAAACCCGCCAGUAACCCCACAUACUACGAAGAUCUCAUCAAGGAGCUCGAAGAGGCGCCUCAUCGGAGUUGGUUUCAGCAACAGGUGAAUAAAUGGAAGGGGGCUUUACGAUUUCAAUGA
Molecule: messenger RNA, 360 nt
Organism: Sclerotinia borealis F-4128
Lineage: Eukaryota; Fungi; Ascomycota; Leotiomycetes; Helotiales; Sclerotiniaceae
Source: the annotation of a GenBank genome assembly